Messenger RNA from Pieris napi, 828 nucleotides. RefSeq lists its product as uncharacterized. NCBI's taxonomy places the organism in Eukaryota, Metazoa, Arthropoda, Insecta, Lepidoptera, Pieridae. The transcript is spliced from 2 exons. The coding region runs from base 177 to 797 and encodes 206 amino acids. The record is from RefSeq and is a predicted model, not a curated record.
UUAAAAUAGUUGUUUUAACCGUAAUAAGUAAUGACUUAUGUAAGAGAACAAUAGCAGCAGCGCAUUGAAUUUUCUUACCCAUUGUGAUACACCUGAGUCUACAGUGGCGCACUUGUCAUGAAAGUUGGCCAAUCUUAGAUAAGAAUGUUGGAUUAUAUUAACUAAAUUUACAAGAUAUGGAGAAAAUUGUAAUAACAGUGUAUAUGAAUUGUCUUGUCUUAAAUUCCGCCGAACAAUAUCAGCCCUAUUACCAAAAUCAAAUGCCUUACGACUACACAGAAGUCGAUUAUGAGGACUACGAGUCCAAUGAAUGCACCUGCUCUUGCCAACGCUGUGAAGACAUCAAACCAUGCUGCAGAAACACUUGCAACAACUGCUUCCAACCUUCCAGCAUCGUGAUAGUUCCCUAUCCCUACCCACUUAUAAUAUCAACGAAACAAAAAGAAGCAACUACUGCGCCGCCUACACAAGAAACGACAGCUCCUGUUCCACAAGAAACAACAUUAGCGCCACCUCCACCAACUGAAUUACCAACUACAGACAUCCUAAGAAACAAUGAAGCGUACAUAAAUGAUAUUAUAGCCAAAGCACCGAAUUUGAAUAAGAAGAAUAAGUUUGUAUUAACCAAUCUGAGACGUACAAAGCCUGAUUGGGUGCCGAAGUAUGGUAUUGUACCCAUACCGGAUAAUUUGGCAGAGAAGUUGAUGCUCCAACUGCGGAGCAUGCGUGUGUUACACCCAAAGAAAGAGACCUUUAAACCUAGUGCAACGCUGUCUUCGUUGGAGAAGAUAAUUUAAAGAACUAGCGGACCCGGCGAAACUCGUUCUG